AUUGAACACAUUCCACCGGUUUUGAAUAAACACAUGCUUAACACUGGGGAUGGGGAUUUGUUUACAACAUAACAACCCUCAUUUUUCAGUUUUGUUUUGGUACACAAUUCUAUAGGUAUCCUGCGACAUCCCAUUCUCUCUAACAUCAUAAUGUCAACAGAGCCAUUCAAAAGCACUAAGAGAAGAUUGAAAUUGUACUCUGCACAAAGUAAAAUCAGUGUCUGGUCGGCUUCAUUGCCUUAAAGGGCUCUGAAAAGAACGCGUUAUACAUAUUUCCAUAUUUUGAUUAGUGACUUUUCGAGUGGUAAAUGGAGACAGUGAUUGAAGGAAAAUAAUAUUAAAUCCAAGAACACACAAUUAUGGCUGACUCCGGAGAUAGACGCUAUCAGAAACUUCCACCUGGAUGGGAUUGUAAAUAUGACCAGGAAACCGGAAAUUGCUAUUAUAUAAAUUAUAUCACAAAAGCGAUGCAACUUCAUGAUCCACGUUAUCGACUUCUACAAAAUGAAAGAUGCUCAUCUGAAUCCAUAGCAAUGCAGUCCUUACAUGGAUCUGGGGGAUCACCAUAUCACGUCUACCCAAGCAACAAUAUGCCAGUUAUACGUGCAUUCCAAACACCGAAUUCUAGUCUUCAAUAUAUGUCUACCAGUCCAUUAUUGCCAUCUUCCAGAACCCACUUGAUAAAUGAUAUGUCCCCUUUACCUGCACAAAAAUAUCAAAUUCCACAAGCUCCUCGUACUGUGAAUUUAUCGCGACGUUCGACUAUACAGGAAACAUCGUUUUCAAAUCAAAUUGAUACUGAUGCUGUCGUAAAAAAAAUUCAAAAUAUGUUUCCCACAGCGAGUGAAAAUCACAUACGGUUACUUUUAAAAAAAUAUUAUAAUCGAGAAGCUGUUGUUAUAAGUGCUUUGCAGGUGGAAAAGCAUCCAGUUACAAUGCCAGGACCACAUGUUACACCACCAGGACAGAGACAUUUGUUUCACAGCAAUUCUUCCAUCCAUAUGACCCCACCAGUUCGGCGCUUUGAUACUGGUUCACAUUUACGCGGCCUAGAAAUGGGCAACAGCUAUUCACGCACAGCGAGUCCAGUACCACAGGGUCGUCUUGGUAGUGCAAUGAGUGUUAAUAGUGGUAACAUAGUUCCACUUGUACUACCACCAUUCCACGGAUCCCCAUGUUUAGGUGAACAUGUCCGAAACUCACCAAAACCGCAUUCAUCUCCCAAAAUGAAAUUAAGAUAUAUGAAAAUGAUUUUUCCGAAAGCAGACGAGACAUUGCUUUUAGAUGUAUUAGCUAAUGCUGAUAAUAAUGUUCAAAAAGCAUCUGAAAAAAUAAUAUCCUUGGGUUAUACUAAAAAGGAAUUUGUUCCGAAUCAAAAAUCGAUACAAAAUCCUGUGGAUCAGUCAGGUUUCGAUGAACAAAAUCGAGCUACUCAAGCUGUUACUACCAUACCACUACGUCCAAAAGAAUAUACAGAAGAUGAAAAAUUGGCAAUAAAAGAGAGACUUCAAGGAACAUAUCCACAUAUUGUGGAAUAUGUAAUACUUAUGGCGCUUGAAUCAGUAAAUUACGUGGAAGAUCGGGCCAGACAAAUACUACAAAUUGUUCACGACGAAGAACAGGAACGUGCUAUGAGUCAAAUAUACUCUUCUCGUGGUUUGACUGAACUUGAUAAUGUAUCUGCCCCCAAGGCAGAUGUCAGAGACGGCACUUGUCUCUCACAUGUAUCUAGCCGUUCAAAGAAAAGCGACCUUAAAGAUAAAACAGCAGGUAUUUCAUCAACCACAAAGGAUGCUUUAGGUACCGAGGUGACGAAUGCCGCAGCGUCUAGAGAAAAUGAUGAUAAUUUAAUAUUAAGUCUCAACUUGAAUCUGUCAGCUGUUACCAUGGAGACGAAGAGUAUCUUAGACCGUUAUCGUUUGAGUUUCAAUACUAGUUCUAGCCAUUACAUUCGUGGAACAUGUGCAUCAACAAAAUUUUGGGAUAAACUGUCCCCACAAUCACGAGAUAAAUCCGAUUCGUUAAAGAAUUCUCAUCGCGAAUGUAUUAAUCCCUCUGAAGAUAAACUUUGCAAAGAGUUUAAGUCUUUAAUGGGACGCAUUCAAACUAAUGGACCCAAUAGCAGUUUGGCAAAAGGAGCUGAUGAGGGACUACUUUUAGCCGACUAUGUAACAUGGAAUGGUGCAAAUCCAGAAUUUUACAAAGGACAAGGUAAUUUAGCCACUGGACCAGAUAUAUCAUUACGAAGUGAGCCGCUUUAUAAGCCGUAUGGGCCAAAUCCAGAUUUGUGCAAAGGUCCGAAAGCUACUUUAGCUAAGGGAAGCAUAUAUAAUCAACAGAACGCCAGCAGUAGCAAAACGAUUAAUAUCAAAUGCAAUUAAGAAAAUAUAGCGUAUAUCUCUUCCCACUUAAAAUAUAUGUGCCAAAUUUCUAAGUUUUUAUCUAAUAUAAUUUGUGAACAUUUAAACUGAUAAUAAAAAUUUAAUUGAGUCAUAAUACUCAUGUCCUCUA
Musca domestica (house fly) is the source of this 2511-nucleotide messenger RNA. RefSeq lists its product as uncharacterized. The transcript is spliced from 10 exons. Gene Ontology annotation, molecular function: ubiquitin binding. The record is from RefSeq and is a predicted model, not a curated record. Lineage: Eukaryota; Metazoa; Arthropoda; Insecta; Diptera; Muscidae. The coding region runs from base 360 to 2381 and encodes 673 amino acids.